Racocetra fulgida is the source of this 165-nucleotide messenger RNA. Lineage: Eukaryota; Fungi; Glomeromycota; Glomeromycetes; Diversisporales; Gigasporaceae. The record is from the annotation of a GenBank genome assembly.
AUGAAUCAACCUGCAAAUCAAGCAGUUAGAGGUCAGCCUUUAGCACCUCAAAACGCUAAUAUUCCUUUAAAUUCACCCUUUGAUAAUCUUACUGCCGAAAAAAAAUAUGAAAUUUUAACUAAUGGUACAAAUCCAUUUACUGUACAAGAAACGGAAAAUCAGGCA